Molecule: messenger RNA, 1589 nt
Organism: Ceratotherium simum simum (southern white rhinoceros)
Lineage: Eukaryota; Metazoa; Chordata; Mammalia; Perissodactyla; Rhinocerotidae
Gene: TRIM50
Product: tripartite motif containing 50
Molecular function (GO): protein binding; zinc ion binding
Source: RefSeq, a predicted model, not a curated record
GAGCAGGCUCGAGGAAGGCCGCCCUGUGUUCCAGCCGGGCGGCGUGGAUGGCGUGGCAGGUGAGCAUGCCGGAGCUGGAGGACCGCCUUCAGUGCCCCAUCUGCCUGGAGGUCUUCAAGGAGCCCCUGAUGCUGCAGUGCGGCCACUCCUACUGCAAGGGCUGCCUGGUGACUCUGUCCCGUCACCUGGACUCGGAGCUGCGCUGCCCCGUGUGCCGGCAGGAGGUCGACGGCAGCAGCUCCCCGCCCAACGUCUCCCUGGCGCGGGUGAUCGAAGCCCUGCAGCUCCCCGGGGACCCGGAGCCCGCGGUCUGCGAGCACCACCGGAACCCGCUCAGCCUCUUCUGCGAGAAGGACCAGGAGCUCAUCUGCGGCCUCUGCGGCCUGCUGGGCUCCCACCAGCAGCACCGGGUCACCCCCGUCUCCACGGUCUACAGCCGCAUGAAGGAGGAGCUUGCGGGCCUCAUCUCUGACCUGAAGCAGGAGCAGAAGAAGGUGAAUGAGCAUAUCGCCAAACUGGUGAACAACAGGACCCGGAUUGUCAAUGAGUCCGAUGUGUUCAGCUGGGUGAUUCGCCGAGAGUUCCAGGAGCUGCACCACCUGGUGGACGAGGAGAAGGCCCACUGUCUAGAGGGGGUGGAGGGUCACACCCGGGGGCUUGUGGCCUCCCUGGACAUCCAGCUGGAGCAGGCCCGUGGCACUCGAGAGCGGCUGGUCCAGACCGAGCUUGUGCUGGAGCAGUUCAGUAACGAGAGUCACCACGAGUUCAUCCGGAAAUACCACUCCAUGGCCUCCAGAGCAGAGCUCCAGCAGGCCCGGCCCUUGGAAGGUGCCUUCAGCCCCGUCUCCUUCAAGCCAGGCCUCCACCAGGCCGACAUCAAGCUGACUGUGUGGAAAAGACUCUUUCGCAAGGUUCUGCCAGCUCCAGAGUCCCUCAAGCUGGACCCUGCCACCGCCCACCCUCUCUUGGAGCUCUCCAAGGGCAACACCGUGGUGCAGUGCGGGCUCCUGGCCCAGCGCCGCGCCAGCCAGCCCGAGCGCUUCGACUACAGUACCUGUGUCCUGGCCAGCCAGGGCUUCUCCUGCGGCCGCCACUACUGGGAGGUGGUGGUGGGCAGCAAGAGCGACUGGCGCCUGGGGGUCAUCAAGGGCACAGCUAGUCGCAAGGGCAAGCUGAGCAAGUCCCCAGAGCAAGGCGUGUGGCUCAUCGGCCUGAAGGAGGGCCGGGUGUACGAGGCCUUUGGCUGCCCGCGGGUGCCCCUGCCUGUGGCCAGCCACCCCCACCGCAUCGGCGUCUACUUGCACUAUGAGCAGGGAGAGCUCACCUUCUUCGAUGCUGACCGCCCCGAUGACCUGCGGCCGCUCUACACAUUCCAGGCUGACUUCCAGGGCAAGCUCUACCCCAUCCUGGACACGUGCUGGCACGAAAGGGGCAGCAACUCACUGCCCAUGGUGUUGCCCUCACCCAGUGGGGCCGGCCACCUCACCCCCGCACAGCCCACCAAGCUGUAAGGCUGCUUGUGGGGUCGCCUGCCCACAGGCUCUUCCCAGCUGGGCACAGGGACUUGAGGGGUUCCUCUGGGUCCAGCG